Manihot esculenta (cassava) is the source of this 1747-nucleotide messenger RNA. RefSeq lists its product as uncharacterized. Lineage: Eukaryota; Viridiplantae; Streptophyta; Magnoliopsida; Malpighiales; Euphorbiaceae. The transcript is spliced from 4 exons. The coding region runs from base 315 to 1343 and encodes 342 amino acids. The record is from RefSeq and is a predicted model, not a curated record.
GCCGGCCCAUCUUCGAAAGGGAAAUACCCAAAACAUUUUCGGUUGGCCAAAAGCCGCCAUUUCAAAUCCUCCAACACUCUGUCUCAGCUCAGCUAUAGCUUCGUUUAUUUUAGAGGCAGUCUCCGUGCCGGUGAGUGGGUGAGAUUUUGGAGAGCGAGAGGACUGAAAAUGAUCGGAAACUGGUGAAGGAGAACGAAAGCGGCGGUCUCAACGGAGUUUGUUAACGAGAGUGAUAAUCUAAACCCUAAUUUUUGAAUGAGAUCAUAUUUGGAUGAUUCAGCAAGUUCCACGCCAGCUCUGCAGUUGCUACUAAAAUGAAAUCAGGAACUAAUGGGGUCUCCAGAGGUCAGAGGGCAAAAAGUGUUAAGGUUGAGGGACCAAAUUGGAUUCUAAUUGCAGGUGGUGCCUUGUUAAGUACUUUGUCAAUUCGCCUUGGUUACAAGCUGAAGCAGACACUGGAUUCAAGGCAACAGACUAAUACUAAUAAUAGUCUGAAAGGGAAUGGGAAAUCAUCUGACAGAAGGAGAGUAGGAGGCUGCCAUAUGCAUUCAAACAUGUAUUCCUUUACGCAAGAUGAUGAUGGUUGCUUCAACUGCAUGUUAGGGAAUGAAGGCAUUGCAGAUUUGAAGCAGCAGCCCAGUCAUCAGAUGUUGUCUGAAUCUGAUGUUGCUCUUCCUUUGGUAACUGUUCCUGGCCCAGAAUUUAAUAAGGAUAAUGGUGUUAUGUGGGUAUCCUCUCCUGAUCGGCUUGAGUUGCCUCCAAAGCCAUUUUAUCAUUCAAAUUGCUCUGACUCGCCAUGUGCCUCAGAAUCUGGUUCUGACAUCUUCAGCAAGCGGGAAGUGAUACAGAAGUUAAGGCAGCAGUUGAAGAGAAGGGAUGACAUGAUAAUGGAGAUGCAAGAUCAGAUUGUAGAGUUGCAGAAUUCAGUCAAUGCUCAGCUAGCACAUUCUGCAAAUGUGCAGUCACAGCUUGAUGCAGCUAACAGGGAUUUGUUUGAUUCUGAGAGAGAAAUCCAGAGGCUGAGGAAGGCAAUUGCUGACCACUGUGUGAAACAUGCAGCCACCAAUGAGAAAAUAUCGACAGUCACCAUAUGGCCAUCUGAGGUGAGAAAUGGUCAUGCAAAUGGAUACCUGGAUGGAGACAGCGGUUUGGAGUUGUCAGAAAAGGGGAGAGGAGAUGGGGACAAGAUUGACAUGUUGAAGAGAGAAGUAGGAGAGUUGAAGGAAGUAAUAGAAGGGAAAGAGUACUUGUUGCAGAGCUACAAGGAGCAGAAGGCAGAGCUCUCCAUCAAGAUUAAAGAGUUGCAACAAAGACUGGAUUCUCAUCUCCCUAAUAUUUUGUAGGCGUUUUAGGUCAUGUGCAUUCUUGUUCCUUUCUUUUAUUUCUGGUUUCAAAUGUGGGAGAAGCUUCUUUUCCUCUUUCCUUAUUAUUUGGAAAAUUUGAUGUUUUCUAUGCCUGAUCGAAGUGUGCUUGUUGGAUAUGAGAGAGAUAGAGAGAGGGGGGGGGCAAGCAAAAGCAAAUUUGUUUAAGUUUGGCAAGCAUUUGCUCCUUGCAGAAAUCUGAAAAUUGUUUUCUCAAAAAAUGUGAUUGAUUUUGAUUGUCGUUUGGACCUUUGACAUCCUAUAACUGGCUUGCCAUUGUGCUUGUCUUCCUUCUUCCUUGUAUCUCUCAAAAGCCGGACACUGUUCAUCUAGCAAUGCAUGGAUGUAAUCCCUCCUCAUCAAUGUUAAUAGCAUUUCAAUGGCAA